AUGGCGGUAAUGGUACAAACAAACAAUACUGCAACGAAACGAAGGAAAUUCUCCAUAGAAAAUAGUUCUGAUGGUUUCAAUACCGGAUCCCUCAACUGGUUACUCCACGCGCGGUACGUCAGAGGAGAGCACUCAUUGUGCCUUGACCUCGCCGAUGAUCUGCAGAAAAAACACGAUAAUAAACAUAGAUAUGCUCAUUACAUAAAGGGGGCUGUCUUGGCAGACGCUGGUAGAUUGCAAGAAGCUCUGGAAAGAUAUCACAGUUGUCUAAGACUUCAACCUCAAGACCCAGAACCUUUGAAACAAGUCGCCAAAUGUUUAUCACGACAGCAUCGUUUUCAAUUAUCACAUGAAGCCUAUUUAGAAGCUGAUAAGCUGACGAAACAUCCUGAUCCCGAUAUUUAUUGCGCAUUAGCGGAAUGUUCGUGGAACUUGGGCGAGCUAGGAAGAGGAGUGGAGUGGGCACGAUCUGCUGUGCAAGCAGGGGGUGGGGAAAGAGCGGCCGCACUGCUAGCAAAAAUACUUCUAGCUUGUGAUGAUAUACCCGGCGCAUUGUCAGCUUACGACCAAGCUUUAACUAUGCACGCAUGUGGUGCGGAUACGUUAGCAGCCGCUGGUGCUUUACGCCUCCGAGCGGGUGAUCCUCGACGCGCCUUCCAGUUGCUCGGUGCAGCUUUGGCUCAGCAGCCCACUCAGCAUGCAGCAGCCCUGGCUUUGGCGGCCAUGAUGCUACAGCACAAAGAUGUUGAUGCUGCCCUAGCGAGACUCAAAGGUGCUUUAACUGCUCAUCCUACGUGCGUGGCUGCUCACGCCAAUCUCGGAAUGGCUUUGUUAGCCAAAAAGAAGUAUAUUGCUGCUUUGACUUGCCUGCAGCGUGCUUCAUGGGCUGCGCCGUUGAGCGCCCGUGCCGCGCAUGACCUCGGAGUAGCACUCCUCGUAUGUAAGAGACCAGCUUCAGCAUUUUGCAGGCUCGCCACAGCUGCAGCGUUGCAGCCUUUUCAACCAUAUACGGUACUGCUAAUAGGCAUAGCUCUAGAACGUCUAGGAGACAGUCGGGCUGAUGCAGCGUAUUCAAGGGCGGUGGCGCUGGCGAAUGACGAUCCUCUCAUUCGCCUCAAUAUAGCUGGCAGACACGCCAGAGCUGGAAGACUGACUGAAGCUGUAGAGGAAGCUGAAGUCACUGCUGAAUUGCUGCAGAGAGAGGAAAGGCCAGAUGCUCAGCUAGCAAGUUCUUUGGCUACUCUACUUGAGUUACUUCGCGAAGCUGGAGCUGAACUAACUCGCCCACAAGCUUCUGUACCUCAAGCUGAAGUGGAAGUUGCAGCUUCAGAUCAAAUUGAUGACGACCAGUUUGCACCCGAUGAAGUCUAAAGUUUUCGAUCGAAACAAAAGAACGAACAGCGAGUCUGGUCGUGCUACCACCUCUAGUUUUAGGAUACGAUGAACUAUACAAAGAUUUGAAGGACGAAAAAAACGCUACGAAAUCUAAGACACUACGUUCAUCGCCUGACUUCAUAGACACGAAAGGCCGACGUACAUUUGACAGUAAUAUAAAUCUAGGAAGCCUUUUCAAGGAACCAAGUUCUGGGAACGUGGAAAAACAAUCAACGGCUGAAAAUAUCCAAGAUGAUAUCAAUUUGAGCGAGUUUCAAACCGUAACGUGAGGCGUCAAAUGUGUAUCGUAGACUGUAAAAUAAGAAAAUUAAAGAACUAACCAUCUAAA
Molecule: messenger RNA, 1723 nt
Organism: Spodoptera litura
Lineage: Eukaryota; Metazoa; Arthropoda; Insecta; Lepidoptera; Noctuidae
Biological process (GO): protein localization to cilium; cilium assembly
Cellular component (GO): ciliary basal body
Molecular function (GO): protein binding
Source: RefSeq, a predicted model, not a curated record